CUCAGACUCAAAACUCACGACUCAAGACUCUUGACUCAAGACUCUGACUGAUUUUGGAGUUUGGAGUCGUGAGUCGAGUACAGACCGUUCCUUGACAUUUGUGGUUCCAUUUCACUUGCCUCCGUCCACUCGGCCUUCGCUCCAUCGUGGUGUCGUGACUCGCUUGACAAUCUCAUGGGAACUCAAUCAGCUGACAGCAUACAGCAUGCGGCAUACCGCACACCGCACACCGCACACCGCAUACAGCCACCAUGUCACAGACCCCUCUGCACCUGGUCCGGACAGAGCUUGUCUCCGUCGAUGCGACUAGCGCAGGACAAGACUUGAGCAACUGUUUGAAGCGACUGCCACCAAAUGGAAGAGAAGCUGGUGACAUUUGGACAUGGAUUGCCAAAUGUCUCGAUAUCAGUGUCAGUGCGGGUGCGGGUGCGGCGGCGGGUGCGGCUGCGGGUGCCGGCAGCGUUGAAAACAGACCAGGGAUGGAGGUCACAGCUCAAGGAGAAGCAAGAGCAGCAGCGAAGCCUCCAGCAGAAGCUACAGCCGCAGCGAUGUCUGCAGGUUCAUCCACAUCCACAUCUCUCACAGCAACAGCAAAUGUGUCAACCAAGAAGCGAAAACUGGACGGGGAAGGAGUAGGAGAAGGCGAGGAAGGGACUGAAGCAGUAGCGGAAGUACGCGGGGCUCUGCUCCGCACCAGGCGCCUCGACGCAGCAUUGGGCUGCACCGGCACCACGUCUACUACUACUACCCCCAGCACCACCACCACCACCACCACCACCACCACCACCACUACCGCCACCGCCACCACCACCACCAGCAGCAGCAGCAGCAGACGAAGCAAGCAGGAUGUUCGCACAACACCUCCGGAUGAGGCUAGCGAAGCAGCAAGCUCCCAGAUGGCCGAUACGACUGCUCGAAGGAUCUUUGAACAGCUGUGGAGCACCAUGAAGGGGAAGCAUCACGAUCGCUACUUGUCCCUCUCAUUGACGCCGCAAGCUGAGGAGCAGUUGAGCACGUGCAUGAGGGAUGAUCGGUUCGCAACGGAGCUCGAAGAUUUGAGGCGCGCAUGCAAGACGUCCAAGACAGAACACGAUCUGGAAGAGAAGGUGGCGCAUUUCCUCAAUCAAUCUGCCGAGAUCUAUCGCUUGCAUAGUCCAUCAGCAGCUUCAAAUAUCACCCAAAUUCCCCAGCGCUCUGCUGUAGUCCAGAGUCGGACGAGUGUUGCACUGCGACUCAGGCACAACUUCGAGAACGCAGUCAGCUCCAAGCCAGAGAAUUCCAUCAAACCGGACAUUAGCAUUGGUGAUUGCACCACCAACAAGCGCUGCAAUUGGAAUCAGAUUCUCACUGUUGUCGAGGUGAAGCUAGCAAGUGGCGACGACGGUAAAGUCGAGAUUAUGGGUCAGAUCGCGGGCUACGCGCGCAUGCUCUUCUCUGCCCAUCCCAUCGCCCGUCACGUUCACAUCCUCACGUGGUGUGGCCCCAUAGUCCGACUGUGGCGAUUCGAAGCCAACCGGUAUGCCGUCACGCGGGGAUUGUCCAUCCAUCACGAUGGUGACCUUGCCGACAUCCUCAGAGUUGUUCUGCUAUGUUUGGCAGAUCAACAUUUGCUGCCAACUUGGAAUCCACCCAGAUCCAGCACUCUGAAGCUCACACACCCAAAGGGCAAUACGCAGACUCGCGAAUUGGUGUUGAACGAUGCCGCACCCGCAGAGGCACUUGUUAGACCGGCAGUCCUUGGAUCUAGAACCGUCAUCUUUCUAUAUCCCUCUACUGCUGUGCAGAGCAUUUCCUCGAUGACACUAGGUGGACAGUCGCGACUCUUCGAUGGCGAUAAGCGACUCUUUGUCAAGGCGUCGUGGCGCCCUGAUCGCCUGGUAGGGCACGAGCUCAACAUGCUGCAACUCAUACAAGACGGUCUCAUAAAGCUCAGGGAAGAGAAAAACGAUUGCUGGAGAGAUGUCGACGCUCCGGCUCCGUUGGGUGCGAUGACGGAAGAUGUGGACUGGACCACGUGGGCAGACUCUUCUGGUAACAAGCUGAGCCUCGAUGUGCUGGCUUUUGUCCAGCACAAGGGCCAGCCCAUCCAGCAAGACACUAGUGAAGCGGAUCUUGCGCAAGUAUUUGGCCAGCUGGUCCGGCAGCUCGCAGCCUAUGCUCAAAUUGGCUUGCAUUACCGUGACCUCAACCAGGGCAACAUCCUGAUGCUUCCGGGCGCCGAAGGACGCCUCGCUAGGCUUGUCCUUGCCGAUCAUGGCAACAUGCGCAUUGGCACUGCCCGCCUGCGUGGACCAGACUCGCUUUGCCGAAAGAGGAACGAAGACGAAUGGAUGGAAUUGGCGGAAGACGAUGCUCGUUCAGCCAACCAUCUUUUCCUCCCACUCUGUGCUUUGGACAACGCGAACCAUGCGCGAGCAUAUCGUAGUUGCCAAGAGUGUCUGCCCGAGCUGGAAGCAGCGGAGCGCGAGGCGGAGAUGAGCGGGAGCGAUCGCAGAAUGGAGUUGGCUGCGGGCAAAUUAGCCCAAGCACGUGCGCUCCUCAAGAUGGCGCGCAAACAAGCUUUCCUUCGAUGCCAUCGCUACAUCGAUGAUCUGGAGUCGCUCCUGUACCUAUACUUGUACACGAUUUCGAGACGGCACACACCGACCCAUGACAGGAUCAAGCAGCAAUUGUCCGACAAGGAUCAGAAGGCGAAUCUUUUCGGCCCGAAUUGGCCCAUGGUGAAAAUAGAAUUGAAGGAUAUUCUCAAAGUGUCCUCCACUUUCACUGACUGCAUUGACGAUGUGCAUUUCUUCGUGAAGCGUACUCAGGAGAAGAUGCAGUCCGUGCUUGAGGAGCACUUCAAGAAACACCUGGCCAAUGACGAUUCUGCCAUACCUGAAUUGAAGGUUGACCAAGCGGAAUUGGAUUUGUUUCAGGAUGUGGCCAUGGCAUUCGAGCGAGUAGUGCAAGAGCACGGCAAGUCUCUUGAAAGGAUCACUCAGGCCCUCUAGAUCGGCCUCUGGUUUUGCCUCUUGCCCACUGCACCGUAUGUCCAGCGCUAGCAAAGGUAUGCUGUUAAGGGGGCAGUCUAUAUCAGCUGCGUGUGUGAUGGCAGGGGGGACCUUUGAUGUACGCUGUUCCUCCUUCCACGGCGCCCCCCAGUGCCGGAGUUUUUGGACAUUCUCAUGUUUGUGCGCACAGUCUCUUCUUUCGCUCUUUCCCCGCUUUGUCAUGACGAGGCCAACGUUGAUCACCUCUAUCACUCCUGCACAUGUACGAUAUCACAAGUCAUCACUCCCGUCAUCCAAUGGACAUUCAAAGCCCGUG
Molecule: messenger RNA, 3309 nt
Organism: Ceraceosorus guamensis
Lineage: Eukaryota; Fungi; Basidiomycota; Exobasidiomycetes; Ceraceosorales; Ceraceosoraceae
Exons: 6
Coding region: 252-2993 (913 amino acids)
Source: RefSeq, a predicted model, not a curated record